Messenger RNA from Batrachochytrium dendrobatidis JAM81, 375 nucleotides. RefSeq lists its product as uncharacterized. The transcript has 2 exons. Gene Ontology annotation, biological process: regulation of synaptonemal complex assembly. The coding region runs from base 1 to 375 and encodes 124 amino acids. NCBI's taxonomy places the organism in Eukaryota, Fungi, Chytridiomycota, Chytridiomycetes, Rhizophydiales. The record is from RefSeq and is a predicted model, not a curated record.
AUGCUGGAUGAGCAGAUGCGACAAUCCCAAAAUUUAAAUAUAAUUCGAUUCAGCUGUUGGUUCAGGACACUUGUAACGAUCGCUUUGCACCAAGACAAGGAUGGAUACAAGCUGUUUGAGCAAGUGCAUGCGCUAAUCAAGUCAGCUAGUCACAGUACUCCAUACCCAGAGAAUGAGAUCAAAUGGCUUAUGAUCAGUGCAUGGAAUGCAGGAUGCGAACGAUGGAGUGUGCAUCAUUUAGAAGGAGGACGACAGUGGAGCGAAAUGGCGCUGUCACUGGGUCUGUAUCUCGAAAACGCAGAACAGCUGUUGACCAAGAUGCGAGCGUCUUAUCUGGCAUUAAUGGAGUCGUGCAAUUCAUCCAAUAUAGAAUGA